Messenger RNA from Chiloscyllium plagiosum (whitespotted bambooshark), 2707 nucleotides. It is a transcript of the gene dph2, whose product is annotated as diphthamide biosynthesis 2. Gene Ontology annotation, molecular function: 2-(3-amino-3-carboxypropyl)histidine synthase activity. Gene Ontology annotation, biological process: protein histidyl modification to diphthamide. Lineage: Eukaryota; Metazoa; Chordata; Chondrichthyes; Orectolobiformes; Hemiscylliidae. The record is from RefSeq and is a predicted model, not a curated record.
CACAGCAUGGCACCAGAGUUGGGAAGUGUGGUUCCUGGCUGGAAAAUCAGUUUCGUUGACGCUACACCACUAAGUGUACCUUUCCGGUGCGUGUUGUAGUCUGCCCGGGAGGGGCUGGGCCUGACGAGCCCAAAGUGAGUUCAAUCAUCAUGACUACGACAUUCAGUGAUGAUGGUUCUAAGGCAAUUCAGCGGUCCACAGACGUUUCUGAAAAAAACAGAACUUGCUCAAAGGAGAUUGAUGUAGUGUAUGAGAUUGAGAAGACAUGCAGCUUCAUUACAGAUAAUGGCUUUAAAAAGGUGGCUCUCCAAUUUCCUGAUGAACUUCUCAUUGAUGCUGUUGCCGUUAUGUUAAAACUGGAGAAAAACACCACUGCCAAACUUUUCAUACUGGGUGACACAUCAUAUGGCAGUUGCUGUGUAGAUGAAGUUGCUGCUGAGCAUCUUGAAGCUGACUGUUUGGUACAUUAUGGAAGAGCAUGUCUCAGUCCAUCCAGAAGGAUCCCAGUGAUGUAUGUGUUUGGACAAAAACCAGUGGAUGUGCAUCAGUGUGCUGCAUCCUUCCAUGUCCUGUAUCCAGACAAGAAUGCUCAUGUUAUAAUUCUCUGUGAUGUCAUCUACUCGUAUAUACUUGAAGAACUACAGCCACUUCUUCAUCCAGAAUAUGAAAAUGUUGUCAUUUCAAUGAUAUGCAGUGGCCAAAAUGAAACAACUGAUCCAUGCAAGACAAAUGGCUUUCAUUGUGGAGGUGAUAUUGAUUCUUGUUCUACCCUCAGAUCCUGCAACAAUAUGUGCAAUCAGCCAAGCCAUCAAGUUAUAUCCAAGUUUGGCCGGCACUUUUUCGUCAAGAGUGACAUGAAAGAUUAUAGCAUGUUCUACAUUGGGCAGGAGAGCCUGACGCUGACUAACUAUAUGAUGACGUGGAAUCAAUGUUCGUUUUGCUCAUUUGAUCCAGUGAAAGGGGUAGGGAGACACGAAACGCUGAAUGUUAACAGGGCAUUAAUGAAGCGAUACUACAUGAUUGAAAGAGCCAAGGAUGCUCAAGUUGUAGGGAUUUUAGUGGGGACUCUUGGUGUUGCUGACUAUCUUUCUAUCAUUGACCAUCUUAAAUCAGUUAUCAAGAAGGCUGGAAAGAAAAGCUACACCUUUGUAAUGGGUAAACUGAAUGCUGCCAAGCUGGCUAAUUUCAUGGAAGUGGAUAUAUAUGUGCUUGUAGCCUGUCCAGAAAAUUCUCUGCUGGAUUCCAGUGAAUUUUAUAGACCUGUUAUAACACCAUAUGAGAUGGAGGUUGCAUGCAAUCAAGCAAGGGAAUGGACUGGAGAGUACAUUACUGACUUCAGGGAUCUACUUCCAGGUGCUUGGUGCCAUAUUGAAUUUCCAGAUGAGACCUUCAAUGGUAAGGAGACUGAUGUCUCGCUAGUUACCGGAGCCUUGCGAACAACACGCUUGCUAAAGUCAGAAUGGCAAAAUAAAACACCAAGUACAUCACUGAUUCACAGGAAUGAGGCUUUAGCAAUUACUCAGCCUCACUCAGCAGCCUCAUUCUUGGUAUCUAGGAGCUGGCAAGGCCUGGAGCAGAAACUAGGACAGACUUCUGUAUCAAAAGCAGUGGAAGGUCGGAAAGGCAUCGCGAUUGCCUAUGAAGGAGAAGCCACAAGUUGAACAAACUGGAAAUUGGAAGUCAAUUGUGUGAGCAAGUGGGUUGAAAUCAAAAUUACAGGACAAUGGACUGAUCAGAGAGUUAUUAAAGUUUUAUUUAAAAAAAAACUCUGACAUUUUGGAAGUGUUUAUCUAUGUUCUGAUAUUAUAGGCUUCGUAUUUUGUUUCUUUAUGUAUAAUUCCUUUGCUAGCUAUCUCAUAACACGAGUAUUGCCGGACAAGCAAAUCAUUGCUUUGUAGUUUGCUCAUGAGCUGUGCAGUGAGAAAGAUCAGUAUUUUCUGAAUUCAGAGUUGUUCUGCUGAUUGCAAGACAUUGUUGUUUUCAUUAUUAUAAUUACUCAAUCUAAGUGUUCAAAAGUGAUAUAGUUGAGCAAGGAAUUUGUUAAUGUCCUAUUUAACAUGGCCAAAAAUGUACAACUAUAGUAUGAGGCAAGUUGUUAUUGUUAUAUCAUUCAUCAAAGGGAAACAUAAUUCUAGAAAGGUUGAAACAGGGUGCAGUUAUCUGGUAACAGACCAUAUUGGAUCUUGUGAUGUCCAGUAAACACGUGCCAUCUGAAACUAAUAUAUAUUUUUUAAAAACAUGACACAGGCUAGAAUGGAUGGUUGCUGAAGGUCACCUGACUUUUGUGGAUUAAAAUUACUCCAUUAUCUUGCAGGAAUGAAGGAACAUUCCAAACUAAUAAAUCAGUGCCUUUCCUUGAAAAGACAUUAACUGCUUCAAACCCCACAGGGUGAAUGUAUACACAAAAACGUGAACCAGAUUGUGAAUUGGUGUGCACUCAACAUAUUAUUUGGAACAGGACUUGAACUUGUGGAAAGGCAUAUGUUAAGACAGCCAGGUUUUUGUCUGCUUUUAAAAAACAGCCAAGACCUAUUUUGCAGUCAGUAUCCAGUUGGUCAGAAAACCAGACCACAAAAUAUUUACAUCUCAUCGUGCAGAUCCAUGGCAGUUAACAGUAGUACCUUCCAGUUGGGAGAUUCUAACAGAAACAAGUUUUUUUUCCUCUCUCUCUCUCUCUCUCUCUCUCUCUCUCUCUCUCUCUCUCUCU